AUGAGCCAUCACUACCAACAAGACUACCCCACGCCGUCCAGCGACAACGACGAAUCGACGUCCACUCGCCUCGAGCGACUUUCACGCUCCGUCCCCGAAGCCAUCAACGCCCGCGACUUCACCUUCUCCUCCAAAGACGGCCAGGAGCUGCUCGCCCAUACAUCGGCCGACUUCAUGUGCCAUCUCGACUCGCAGGCCCAGCCCAUCACGCUCGCCGAACAAGUUCAGGCUUGGGCGGAUAGAGCUCGUGAACACCCAGACUUCCGAUUCGAAUUGCAAGAUGUGAGCUCAGACGUGAAUGAGAGGCGAGGCGAGGCGAGUGUCUACUUGAGCCUGAUCUGGACGGGCAUCAACGAUGUGAAUCUACACGCCAUUGCGGAGAUGAAAUGGAGGCGGCGAGGAACUUGGUGGGAACUGUAUUGGGUCUAUGGGCUGCGGAGUAUGCCCGAGCCUGGCAACGAGUUCGACUCGAGAGUGCCAUGA
Messenger RNA from Zasmidium cellare ATCC 36951, 483 nucleotides. RefSeq lists its product as uncharacterized. NCBI's taxonomy places the organism in Eukaryota, Fungi, Ascomycota, Dothideomycetes, Mycosphaerellales, Mycosphaerellaceae. The transcript has a single exon. The coding region runs from base 1 to 483 and encodes 160 amino acids. The record is from RefSeq and is a predicted model, not a curated record.